Molecule: messenger RNA, 10218 nt
Organism: Lagenorhynchus albirostris (white-beaked dolphin)
Lineage: Eukaryota; Metazoa; Chordata; Mammalia; Artiodactyla; Delphinidae
Gene: NUP153
Product: nucleoporin 153
Exons: 22
Coding region: 406-4836 (1476 amino acids)
Biological process (GO): protein import into nucleus; RNA export from nucleus
Cellular component (GO): nuclear pore
Molecular function (GO): structural constituent of nuclear pore
Source: RefSeq, a predicted model, not a curated record
GCGGGCGGCGCCGGCGGCUUCAACUGCGGCAGCUACGGCUAGGGCGACGGAAGAAGAAUCUCCAGCAGCCGGCGGUUGAGUUAGGCCUAAGCAGCGCCCGGAGCCGCCCGCACUGUCCUCUGCGGGGGAAUCUACACAGAGACGGUGACAUACACAGAGGCUGGGGUCCGCGGGAGGCUGCCGGACCGGAGCCAGCUACUCGGCCUCUGUCGCCGCCACCCCCUUCCCUGCCGCCAGCGCGCGUUCUCUCUCCGCUCCUGCUCGCAGCCCCGCGAUUCCUGGUGUGCCUGUGCCCCGCUGUGUGGGCAGCGCGUGCGUACUUUUGGGCUGGGGCCGGGCGGGGGGGGCUCUAAGGCCGUCUCUGCCUCUCCCGCCCCGGAGGGGGAAGCCGCGGAGGCUCACGCCAUGGCCUCGGGAGCUGGAGGCAUAGGAGGGGGCGGUGGCGGCAAGAUCCGGACUCGGCGUUGCCACCAGGGGCCAAUUAAACCUUACCAGCAGGGGCGACAACAGCACCAGGGCAUUCUCAGCAGGGUUACAGAAUCUGUUAAGAAUAUUGUGCCAGGAUGGUUACAAAGAUACUUUAACAAGAGUGAAGACGUAUGUAGCUGCUCAACAGACACAAGAGAGGUGGCACAGUGGCCGGAAAAUAGGGAAGAUGACCAUAUAAUAUAUGCUGAUGAGGAGAACCCUAACAUUCAUGAUGGGAGAAUCACUCCUGAGCCAACAGUCAGUAAUACAGAAGAACCCUCAACAACUAGUACUGCUUCAAAUUAUCCAGAUGUAUUAACAAGGCCUUCUCUUCAUCGGAGCCAUCUGAAUUUCUCCAUGUUGGAAUCUCCUGCGUUACACUGUCAGCCCUCCACAUCUUCGGCAUUCCCAAUUGGCAGUUCUGGAUUUUCCCUCGUAAAGGAAAUUAAAGAUUCUACCUCUCAGCAUGAUGAUGAUAACAUCUCAACCACCAGUGGUUUUUCUUCAAGAGCUUCUGAUAAAGAUAUAGCUGUUUCAAAGAACACUUCAGUGCCACCUCUGUGGUCCCCAGAGGCUGAACGUUCUCAUUCACUCUCACAGCACACUGCCACCAGCUCAAAAAAACCAGCAUUCAACUUGUCUGUCUUUGGAACACUUUCUCCUUCACUUGGGAAUUCUUCAGUUCUUAAAACAAGUCAGCUUGGAGAUUCUCCUUUUUACCCUGGAAAAACGACAUAUGGUGGGGCAGCAGCUGCUGUAAGACAGUCUAAACUACAAAACACACCCUAUCAGGCACCAGUCAGAAGACAGAUGAAAGCUAAGCAACUGAACGCACAAUCCUAUGGUGUGACUAGUUCAACAGCUCGGAGGAUAUUGCAGUCUUUAGAGAAGAUGUCAAGCCCUCUAGUGGAUGCAAAAAGAAUUCCAUCUGUUUUUUCUUCUCCUCUGAAUUCCCCUCUUGAUAGGAGUGGGAUAGAUACCACCACAAAUUUUCAGGCCAGAAGGGAAAAGGUGGACUCUCAACACCCCCCUGUUCAGAGACUCAUGACCCCAAAGCCAGUUUCCAUAGCAGCAAAUCGAACUGUUUAUUUUAAACCAUCUCUGACCCCAUCUGGUGAAUUAAGGAAGACUAAUCAAAGAAUAGAUAAAAAGCACAGUACUGGAUAUGAAAAAAAUAUGACACCAGGACAAAGUAGAGAACAGCGAGAAAGCGGCUUUUCUUACCCAGAUUUCAGUGUGUCUGCAGCCAAUGGUUUGUCUUCUGGAGUAGGUGCUGCAGGUGGGAAGAUGAGGCGAGAGAGGACGCGCUUUGUGGCAUCUGAACCUCAAGAGGAGGAGGAAAUGGAAGUCCCAGUAUUACCGAAAAUCUCUCUACCCAUCACCAGUUCUUCACUGCCUACCUUCAAUUUUAGUUCUUCUGUGAUUACAACUUCCUCUCCAUCACCCACUACUCCUUCACAAUCAUUAACAAACCAGGUACAAAUGACCUCUCCAAACAGCACUGGCAGCCCCUUGUUUAGAUUUUCAUCUCCAAUUGUAAAAUCUACUGAGGCAGAUGUACUACCUCCAUCAUCUAUUGGAUUUACAUUUAGUGUGCCCGUGGCAAAGACAGCAGAACGUUGUGGCACUAGUGGUGCCUCAGAGCCACUUACAAGGAGUUCAGCUCAAGAUAUCACUGCAGUGAACAGUCCAAGCUGUAAGAAGAAACCAGAUGAAGAUUGCAAGGGCCCUUUCAAACCUGCAAAAACCCUGAAAGAAGGAAGUGUCCUAGAUGUUCUGAAGAACCCUGGUUUCACAUCACCAAAGGCAGAUUCUCUUGCUGUGCAACCUACCACCACAAGCCUGGUAGUUUAUUCAAGACCAGCAAUAAGUAGCUUUUCUUCUAGUGGAAUUGGGUUUGGGGAAAGUUUAAAACCUGGGCCAUCGUGGCAGUGUGAUACCUGUCUACUCCAGAACAAAGUUACAGACAACAAAUGUGUAGCCUGUCAAGCAGCAAAAUUGCCGCCAAAAGAUACUGCUAAACAGACCGGAACUGGGACACCGAGUAAAAGUGGCAAACCUACUGUUUCUGCACCAGAGACAGGCUUUGGAGACAAAUUUAAACCAGCAGUAGGAACUUGGGAUUGCGAUACCUGUUUAGUGCAAAAUAAACCUGAAGCGAUAAAAUGUGUAGCUUGUGAAACACCGAAACCGGGAACUGGUGUUAAGCGAGUCCUUACGUUGCCAGUGGCUUCAGAAAGCGCUGUUACUGUGGCUGCUUCCUCCUCCAGCUGCACUGAGACCACUGGUGCCUUAGGAUUUACAGAUAAAUUCAAAAGGCCCGUGGGAUCUUGGGAGUGUCCAGUGUGCUGUGUUUCUAAUAAUGCAGAAGACAAUAAAUGUGUGUCCUGUAUGUCUCAGAAACCAGGAAGUUCAGUACCUGCUUCAAGUAGCAGCACUGUCUCUGUCUCUCUGUUGUCUGGAGGCUGCCUAGGAUUGGACAAGUUCAAGAAACCUGAGGGAAGCUGGGACUGUGAAGUGUGCCUAGUGGAGAAUAAAGCAGAUUCUAACAAAUGCGUAGCAUGCGAGAGUGCAAAGCCGGGCACAAAGUCUGAGUUUACAGGCUUCAGCCCAUCUUCCUCAUCUUCGAACCCAGCAACCUCAUCCUUCAAAUUUGGUAUCCCAUCAUCCUCUUCUGGGCCUUCUCAGACUUUAACAAACACUGGAAAUUUUAAAUUUGGAGAUCAAGGAGGUUUCAAAAUAGGUGUGUCAUUAGAUUCUGGGUCUGUAACCCCUUUGAGUGAAGGCUUUAAAUUUUCUAAACCAAUAGGAGAUUUUAAAUUUGGAGUUUCAUCUGAUUCUAAACCUGAAGAAGUUAAAAAAGAUAGUAAAAACGAUAAUUUUAAGUUUGGACUUGCUUCUGGUUUAAGCAAUCCGCCUUCUUUAGCUCCAUUUCAGUUUGGGGUGUCUAGUCUUGGGCAGCAAGAAAAGAAAGAAGAACCGCCGAAAUCUUCAUCAGCAGGCUUUGGCUUUGGUUGUGGUGUCAUUAACCCUCCCCCUGCUGCUACUGACACCACAGUGACCUCUGAGAGCAAGAGCAGCUUCAGUUUUGGAACCGUGGACACCAAGAGUGUCCCAGGGGCUCCUUUCACAUGUCAGACGCCAGAAGCAAAAAAAGAAGAAACCCCUGCCUCCAAAGGAGGGUUCACUUUCGGCAGCGUGGACCCUGCCCCCCUGCCAUCUGCCUCGUUGUUUGUUUUGGGAAGGACAGAAGAGAAACAGCAAGAGCCUGUCACGUCUACAUCUCUAGUGUUUGGGAAAAAAGCUGACAGUGAAGAGCCAAAGUGUACACCAGUGUUUUCCUUUGGGAACUCAGAGCAAACCAAAGACGAGGGUUCUUCCAAGUCUUCGACCUUUAGUUUCAGUAUGGCAAAACCAUCUGAGAAGGAAUCUGAACAGCCAACGAAGGCCACUUUUGCUUUUGGAGCUCAAACCAGUACUACAGCUGAUCAAGGUACAGCAAAGCCAGUUUUCAGUUUCUUGAACAACAGUUCCUCUAAUUCAAGUACACCAGCCACUUCAGCUGGUGGUGGCAUAUUUGGUAGUUCCACCUCGUCCUCCAGUGCGCCUGCGGCUGCCUUUGUGUUUGGACAGGCCAACAGUCCUGUGAGCAGCUCUGCCUUUGGGAACUCUGCCGAAUCCAGUACAUCUCAGUCUUUGCUAUUUUCUCGAGAGAGCAAACCAGCAACCACGUCGAGCGCGGGCACAGCUGUCGCCCCAUUUGUCUUUGGUCCGGGUGCCAGCAGCAGCGAUGCUGCCGCCUCUGGUUUCAGCUUUGGAGCUCCCACCACAUCGAGCUCUGCAGGAUCCUCCUUUGUAUUCGGCACUGGACCUUCAGCACCAUCUGCCAGUCCAGCGUUCGGUGCUAACCAGACCCCAGCAUUUGGACAAAGCCAAGGUGCCAGCCAGCCUAACCCCCCAGGCUUUGGGUCUCUGUCAUCUUCAGCAGCAUUAUUUUCUGCUGGCUCUCAGCCUGCACCACCUACUUUUGGGACAGUGUCGAGCAGCAGCCAGCCUCCCGUGUUUGGACAGCAGCCUAGUCAGUCUGCAUUUGGCUCAGGAACAGCUCCUAAUUCCAGUUCUGUUUUCCAGUUUGGCAGCAGCGCUACAAAUUUCAACUUCACAAACAAUAAUCCAUCAGGAGUGUUCACGUUCGGCGCAAAUGCCAGCACACCUGCGGCCUCAGCCCAGCCCUCUGGCUCGGGGGGCUUUCAAUUUAGCCAGUCUCCAGCGGCGUUUUCUGUGGGGUCAAAUGGGAAAAACUCAUUCUCUCCUGGAACUGCGGUUUCUGGUCGCAAGAUAAAGACUGCUGUUAGACGCAGGAAAUAAAGAUCUUGAUGGUGUUAUACACACUGUUUUAACAACAGCUGGUGCCCUACUUUCAGAUUCUGGAUUGUACUACGUGCUGGGUUAUCUGAGGUCAGAUCUUUAAUUUUGGAAUUUUUCUCCUUUUUUCUUUACAGAAGCCCCAACCUUACCUCUCCCACCCCCUUUUAAAAAAAUAAUAGCUAGACUGGUGACUUAUUCUUCAGCAAAAAUGUUUUAUGAUCCAGCAAAUUAUUCACUGGUUUGGCAUAGGCUGGCUGAACCCAGGAAUCAAGCCCGCUCAAGAGAAUGGCUUUGUAUACAACCUCUGCACCACCGUGUGCGUUGAUAUGCGUUUUAUGGAACGCAUUGAAAUUGUAAUUAUAUCUGAGGAAUUCUGUAUAGAUUAGAGGAUGUUGAAAUGAAUGAUUUCUAUGCUGAGUUUGUGCUGGUGUAUGUGUGAAGUGAGUGAGUUGGGUGUAUUGUGCACUAAAAUUUUCUGAUAGAGGAAGCCUGAUUAAAGAGUGGUCCAUGCUAAGGAGUUGUUAGAUCUAGUUCGUUCUCCAUUUAAUAAUUAUAUGCUAUUUCUAUAUUGGCAUUCUUCUGACUAUCACCUGUCUUGCCUUUUUCAUUAUUUUAUUAUGAAACUUGUGUAAAUACAAUUUUGUUUCUGUACUUUUUUGGCAUAACAUAAAUCUGUGAACUUGAAAUUUUAAUUUUGUGUUAGAAAGUUUUUUUUGUUGUUUAGUCUUGUCUCAGAUUUUAUUAUGUAAAUCCCAUUAUUCAAAGUUGCCUAAAUCCAUUUGGAAAUCUUUAAAAAAAAAAAAAUUGGGGAUUCUUAAAGUGAGUUUAUUGGCUUUUCUGAUCCAGUUUUUGUUUGGACCAAAAACCAGUAUUGUACAAAGUAUUAAGCAUAUAUUUUUAUAUUUACUGAAAUGGACUGUGGUGACUUUGGAUAAUAAGGAAAAGUUUAAUAUUAAAGCCAUGUUUAUUACAGUAUAAUUAACAUGUUAAACCAUGGGAUAAAUGCCAUCAAUAAAAAGUUAUGAAAUACGUUUUGUUCUAGUGUUAAAUCCUAGUGAAGGUAUGAGUGUUAGUGGAAGGGAACCUUUUUAUGAAGGUUAACAAUGGUCAGUUAGAAGAAAAAUUCUGAAGAAUACAUUGAAGUGAUUUGGACAACUCCUAACUGAAGGGGAAGUGUCUGAAGAUAACCCUGCUUUAUGUCUGGUGCUAGGAAUCGCACCUACUUUGCAUAUAAAUGGACAUACCUUUUUAAAAGUUGAAAAUAAACACACGCAGCCAUUUCUGUUUGUAUCUUCCUUGAUAGGUGGCUAGACAAUGUUUUAUUGAUAGAAUUCUUGGAGAUGCAUGCCCAAAAUAGCCCACAAAAACUUCAGUGGUCAUUUUGUGGAAUUUCUUUUGGAUUAUUUUAUCGAUUUUUUUAAACUAGAUUUCUUUCCUAUGGUCCAUAAAAGUGCUCUUGGGACAGCGUUUGAUAAUUGUAUUCUUCAAUCUGUACAUAUGAUUAUUCUGUGCCGACUUUUAUUUUGCUGAACUUGUGGUUAAAUUCAGUACUUUAAAAUGUUUAAGAGCUUUUCUGUGUUUCCAGUGACAUGGUUUCUCUUACUGAAAAUGUCUUAGGCCAUCAUCAAAUGCUGGUUUCGGAGUAGGAAUUUUGUAUUUAUAAUUCUCACCUUAUUAAAUAAUAUACAUUUGACAUGAACCUCUUUUGGGGGCAGAUGAUGGUGAAUGCUAAAAGAAGUAAACUGGAAACCUGUGGGGUGUUGAUGCUGAGAAGUUAAUGCCUAACUAAACUGCAUGUUCGUUCACUCUUAGCCAUUCUUUAGGUCGAUAUGGAUGGGAAUAUUAGCCUUUCUAUUCUGGGAAAGAUUUUUCAUUAAAAAUGUGCUGGAAAUAUUUUAUUUAGUAAUUUUUUUUUAAAAGCAAGUAACUGAAAACCAAACUUAGGGUGGCUUAUUUUAUAAAUGAAAUCUGGCCCCCAGAACUGAGAUCUCUAGGGCUAGAGUAUUUGGGACUUAGGUAGGACUUGUCUUUUCAUGUCAACUGCUUUAACUCUCAGGCUGCACAUGGCAGCUAUAGAAAACAUUCGUGGUAGCAGCUCCAGCCUCAAAUCAGUCCCUGCUUAAGCCCAGCAGAGGUAUCUCUUCGUUGGACUGGUACAGGCUGUAGACCCACUCCCUGUGGCUGUAAUAGCUGCCUUGGGUUCCAUGCUCCAUACACGAAAGUCAAGCGCUGUUUGUGGAAGAAGGGGAAACGUUAUGGAAAGAAAACAAUAAAAGCCCACUUCUCGUGCUGGAUCAAUGAGGAAUUGUUUUUAACUGAAAAUAAUCUCUGAAGGUAAGAAAGGCAUACGCAGAAAGAUGGAAUCAUCAGGUAUGUUUAUAUAAUUUGAUUUACAAGAGGGUCUGUUGUUCUCACUGAAUGUACAUCAACAUGCUUGGUGAGGUGGGCCAAAUGUAUAUCCUGGGACCUGCUCACCAGAGACUGAUGCAUCACUGGGUCCAGGUAGGGCCCCAAAUCAUUACAUGAGCACCUGGAAGACUUCUGAUGCAUGAGGUCCAGGCAUGCCACUCUCAAGUGGUAGGUUGGUUUUUUAGUAAUUUACAGUUUGGGGCACUGAGAAGUACAAUUCAGACAACUGAAAUAAGUCUUCCUUUAGCUAUUUGUUACAAAUUUCUCUUGGAAUUAUUCACGGAAUUAGGAUUUUAUUACUUGAAAUAAGUGUUGGACUAAUUUUAGGAAUUUGUAACCAGGCCAUAAACUUCCUGGUUUAGCCUGGGGAAAAACUUAUGUUUUCUUUAAUUGUAUCACUAUGUCAUGUGCUGGGCCUGUUUGGAAACUGGCGAAUUUGGUACAGUAAAUUUGAUAAAAAUGGGUGUGUUGGGUCUAGCUACACACACCAGCUAUAUGUACCAUGUCAGAGCUUUCAUUUCCUUGUAAUACGGGGCAAUUUUUUUUUUUUUUUUUUUUUUUUGCAGUACGCGGGCCUCUCACUGUUGUGGCCUCUCCCAUUGCGGAGCACAGGCUCCGGACACGCAGUCUCAGCGGCUAUGGCUCACGGGCCCAGCCGCUUCGCGGCAUGUGGGAUCUUCCCGGACCGGGGCAUGAACCCGUGUCCCCUGCAUUGGCAGGCGGACUCUCAACCACUGUGCCACCAGGGAAGCCCCGGGGCAAUUUUUAUAAGCUUACCUCAGACAUCCACUGUGGUUUCCAGAAUGUGUAGUAGUUCAUGGCUGAGGUCCUGACAGCACAUUGUCUACAGGAUUCAGACCACGCCACAGUUUAACUACAUUUAAGUUUAUCCUUUAUUAUCUUUGUGUUUCUCGAGGAACCUGUUGUGUGUCCUGUCCUAGUUUUGUUUGUAAAGGUCUGAAUAGGGAACGCUUUCAAGACCAGACUAGGAUUAAAUUGCCCAGCUCAGUCUUCUACUAGCUACGAGACUCUGACUGCUGGUUCCUCAUUUGUAAUGUGGGUCCUUAGUAUCUUGCACUGCGGUUGGAAUGGUUAACUGUAAGGAACGGACAGGAUUAGUUUAACAUUAAAAGCUUAGUCAUCUACAGCUAACUUCUGAGUGACUUGCUAAAAGAAUAUAUCUCAAAGUGGAUGAUUUUUUUUUUGAUAGACCUCUAGUUCUGAAAGCAUUCAUCUCCUGAAGGCAGAGAAUGCUAGAGCAGCUGUAUUUGGAAGCAGGAGAUUCUGGAGCAAACCUCAAAGAAACAGGCAAAACACAAAAGCAGUGGUGACCAGGUAUUUAUUGAGACAAUACAAAUUGGUGGCAAAUUAUUAAAAACAGAAUGUUGAAUUUUCAUUUAUAGGCAGGCCAUCAGAUACUGUUUGUGGAUCAAGCCAUACUAUAAUGAACUGCAAAGAAAUACGCACACAGCUUGAGAUGAGGAACUUUACCCAGGCGAGCACAUAUUGCAAAGAUUUUGGCCUUUGGUAUGGGCUGGAGGGUGGGAAAUGGCAAGUAACAAGUAUUUGCCAGAUUUUAGGAAUACUGCUAUUAUUUAGGAAUAUUCUUUAAAAGGACCAACAGCCUGUUUUCAUAGGGGUAAGUGUAGAAUAAAAAAAGUUAAUACAUUCAUCAAAAAGCCCUUUAUUCCCAAGUAGUUUUAUUUUCAACUCCUGUCUUCCUUUUGCUGGAAGUAUUUAUGCCUAAGUGAAACGCCCAAACAAGUCACUUAACGGAAAAAAAAUCCUUCUUUUAGUUAGAACAAUUUUUACCGUCAUUUGAAACAUUGAAGACUUUUAUAAAUUUAGACAAAGCCCUCAAAUAUAAUGUUUUUUCAAUCCUAAAUAUUUGGGAGAAACUAGGUGACUGUUCAGGGAGAAAGAAGUAACUUCUGAAGCAGUGCCACACGAGUACCACACAGGUGCUGGCUUUCUCUCUAGCCACAGACUCCCUAAAAGCACAGCUUGCUUGCCGCUGCUCCCUCACCUAGCUCAGCCCAGCGUGCAUUAGUAUGUCAGACUUUUCUCAAGGUGCAGGAGCCACUCAGGCUGCACAUUUCAUAACAGGUAGAGUUUCUAGAUGCCUAAAUUAACCGCAUGACCUGUGGUUUUAUAUACGGUAUGUUCACUGAAAUACUAUUCUCAGCAUAACUCCUAAUUUUUGUUCCCGUAUUAUCUUGUAAAAGUGAUGAAUAAUGUUAAUACUAUGAAGACAACUUUCUUUUUGCCUUUUUAGGCUGUAGAGCUUCAGUAUGAGAAUUCUGUCUUGACACAGAAAAUUCAGCAUUUCUGUAAAUGAAAUAUAAUAAAGUAUACUGAAAAUAGGGAGGGCCCCAGCCCCAAGAGAAAAACAUGUGGCUCCCCCUUCUUCCCCAUUUUGUCAUUUUUCCCCCCAACUUGGGAAUCAAAAAUCUCCCUAAGUGCUGAAUUCAUAAACAGACUUGGAUUUUGUUGUAAAGGCAGACAAAGUAACACUUUUUACUUGAUAGGGCUACAUAGUGUAACUUGAAUCCUGAGAAAUGCAUCUACAUAGAUACUAAAGUAUAAAACAAACUGGACUACAUAUUUCCUUUUGUUUUACUGUAUAAAAAUAGCCUAAGUGGUGAACCAUCGAGGAAAUUAUACAUUAAAGGUGUAUUCCAGAGCUACAUGUCAGAAGGGUACGUUUCAACUCCAGUUCCCAGUCAGGGGCAAAGGGGGUGUAUACUCUGAUGCUAAUCUAUACACUACUAAUCGGUAAGUUUAUGUAACAUUUCCUAAUAAUUUUUCCUCUAAUUUAAGAAGUUAGUGGAUGGUUUGGGUUUGUUUACUGUGAAGGACCGUAACACUUUCUCUUCCCAGAAACAGGUGAAUGAAUGAUCUGUUUAGUAUUUUGACACAUUUAACUAAUAGGCUUUCUGUGAUGGAUUUACUAUAAAGUUAUUUUGAAAAACA